CAAAACCGUAAUACCUUAUCUGUACUUUCCUAAAUGGAGGUCGGUGCAUAAUACAUGUAUAUAUUCGUGUGUAGAUAAAGAUUUCUGCCCAUAACACUUGCAACGAUGGCAAGCUCCCUAGCAGUACUUGCUCUACUGAGCACGUGUUUCACGUGUCUUGUGUUCUGUGCCAACACUCAUCCACGUCCAAUUCAGGGUGGUAUGUCAUUUUACUAUGAUCCGGCAAAGCAUCAUUUCAUUGCCGCAACAUCAAGCACGUGUUUCAUGGUAUCCUUGACACGUAUAGAACAAGACCACGUGCACACUACGCAAGGUGUAGAGGAUUUAGAGCUGAUGAUGAUGAGGCAGUGGCUUGGUAAACUUAAUGAGGUCAAGGUUUAUCAUGAUGACAUCAACCUUACAGAAAACAUCAAACGCUGGUGCGCAACCAAGGACAUUUACCUUCUGGAACGUAACGUGACUGCAGCAGCCACACCGGUCUCACCGCUGGCUUCCAUUGGGCCAUGAAAAUCGUAAUUGUGCUAGUAUUUGAUAAAGAAUACAUCUCUAUUGGCUAGCUA
Messenger RNA from Mercenaria mercenaria, 560 nucleotides. RefSeq lists its product as uncharacterized. The record is from RefSeq and is a predicted model, not a curated record. The transcript has 4 exons. The coding region runs from base 106 to 507 and encodes 133 amino acids. Lineage: Eukaryota; Metazoa; Mollusca; Bivalvia; Venerida; Veneridae.